This is a messenger RNA of Lasiosphaeria miniovina, 558 nucleotides long. RefSeq lists its product as uncharacterized. The transcript has 3 exons. The record is from RefSeq and is a predicted model, not a curated record. The coding region runs from base 1 to 558 and encodes 185 amino acids. NCBI's taxonomy places the organism in Eukaryota, Fungi, Ascomycota, Sordariomycetes, Sordariales, Lasiosphaeriaceae.
AUGGUUGUUGGACUACAAAGACGGCUGCGGGCCUUCUGGCCUGUGAGCUUUGUGCUGGUCCUCAUCACUUCAAACGUGGCUGUUGCAGACGAGGCGCUCUACUUUAUUGAUGGUGAAGAUAUCUGUACAGCGUUGAGCGAGGAGGCGGUUGCUUCGUCCGCGUUCGACUGCAUCAACCCCAGAACCGACGACCCCUUUUGGUUCUCCACCAUGGACGGAUGCAGCGAGCAGAUCUCCAUCCUCGCGGCAACCGCCACGCCCACGGCUUCAGCUUCAAUCAUGUAUCAAAGACGCCUGCUAGGCAACCAGUUCCAACUCUUCACCGAGUCCGUGUCCUCGCAUUACCACUGUUCUGCCACCGGCAGUCCGGUCGCCACGGGAACCAGCGUAGGGGGCGGGGCGGCAUCCGUCACGCCGCCGCUCAUCUCAAGCAUCAGCAGGACAGCUGAAAAUGCGGCGCAGUCGACUUCUUCGACUACUAUUACGUACCACGUGGUGGGUCCAGCGGCGGGCGGUGUUCUCGGCGCGGUUAUCGGUGUGUUGGCAAUUGCUCUGUAA